AUGAAAAAAUCUAUCAAACAACUCUCCUCCAUUUUAAAAGAAAAUCCUAAUUCUAAAGUUAUAUUCAUGGUUGGAGCAGGAAUUUCCACUAGUUGUGGAAUCCCAGAUUUUAGAUCUCCAAAAACUGGUUUGUACCAUAAUUUAUCAAAGUUAAAUUUGCCCUAUGCAGAGGCCGUAUUUGAUAUAGAUUUUUUUAAAAAUAAUCCGGUACCUUUUUACAUUUUAGCUAAGGAGCUGUAUCCGGGCAACUUCAAACCCUCCAAGUUUCAUUAUUUCAUGAAAUUAAUGGAAGAUAAAAAUAGAUUGCACAGGGUUUAUACCCAAAAUAUAGAUACCUUGGAGAGGGAGGCAGGUAUUUCUGGGGAAAAGAUUAUUGAAGCACAUGGUUCCUUUGCUUCCAAUCAUUGUAUCAAUUGUAACGAAAGAUAUGAGCUUGAGAUUUUCAAGGAAAAAGUCACCAACUUCGAAGAAGGUCCUGGAAAACACGAUUUUGCAAAAUGUAGGAAAUGUGUUGAUGGGUUGAUCAAGCCUAACAUUGUGUUUUUUGGCGAGAAUUUGCCUUCUUCGUUUUUCACUUCAUUAGAUUAUGACAGAAAAUUACUUGAAAAGAACUCAGAUGAUUAUAUUGUUAUUUUUGCCGGAACUUCUUUGGCUGUAUAUCCCUUUUGUUCCUCUGCAGCGGCUGUACCCGAAAUGGCGACGAGAUCACUAGUUAAUAAAGAGUUAGUUGGGAAUUUUAAAAAGGAGCCUAGAGAUUCCGAUAUUGUAAUACUGGAAAAUUGUGAUUCUGUUGUGGAAGAGUUGGCGCGUGAGCUUGGCUGGCUUGAAGAUUUGGAAAAAUUAAUUUCCGGAUCAGAUGACGUUAAAGCUGAUGCUUUGGAAGAAUUAGCCGCUGACAUUGAAAAGAAUUUAACUUUAGAUGAGGUCAAUAUUACUCCUUUGACGCAACGAGACUCAGCAAAACACAACAAUAUAGAAUUACAAUCUGAUACCGUUAAUAGGUGA
Molecule: messenger RNA, 1005 nt
Organism: Saccharomycodes ludwigii
Lineage: Eukaryota; Fungi; Ascomycota; Saccharomycetes; Saccharomycodales; Saccharomycodaceae
Gene: HST2
Product: histone deacetylase HST2
Exons: 1
Coding region: 1-1005 (334 amino acids)
Molecular function (GO): histone deacetylase activity, NAD-dependent; NAD+ binding
Source: RefSeq, a predicted model, not a curated record